Molecule: messenger RNA, 1284 nt
Organism: Populus trichocarpa (black cottonwood)
Lineage: Eukaryota; Viridiplantae; Streptophyta; Magnoliopsida; Malpighiales; Salicaceae
Exons: 4
Coding region: 69-902 (277 amino acids)
Biological process (GO): RNA processing
Molecular function (GO): RNA binding; RNA methyltransferase activity
Source: RefSeq, a predicted model, not a curated record
UAAAACGGUUGAUGUAAAGUGUGAAUAGAAAACAGGAAUUAUAGGAACAAAUAAUAAAAGGAAAGAAUAUGCAGAGCGCGUACGCAUCCGGUUCCUGGAUAUCAGCUCAAGCUUGUGUAAAACUCCGAAACUCGAAGGCAAAGCUAACAACUGAAACCUAUUAUUAUAAUUGCUUUGACAAUGCAGGAGGAGGAGGCGGCGGCGGCGGCGGCGAUAAUUCAAGAUUUGCAUUACCAAUACCAAGAAUAAUAAUAAAGACAGCAGCAGCAGGAGGUCAUGUAAAAUCAAUAACAAGCACUUCAAACCCUUUUGUGAAGCACUGUCUCAAGCUCCAACAAAACUCCUCUUAUCGCCACUCUCAUGCUUCAGCUCUUGUUGUGGGUUCUACCCCUAUCAGGGAGAUACACAGAUCUCAAGAGUCCUUGAAAGAAAGGACCGUUGAAUUGGAAUAUUUACUUCUUCUUGAUGAAGCAGAGGUCUCCCAAGUCCUCGACGACAAGUCCUCUGCUCGUGUUGUGCGUGUGAGCUCUGUCGUGAUGAAAAAGCUUUCACAGUUGCAAUCUACUGAAUCUGUUGAUGCUAUUGCUCUCAUGAAAUUUCCUACCACCUAUUUUGUUGUAGACAAUCAUCAAGAUUGUAGCCGGAAAUGGUUCCCAUCUCCGCACCGAAUUUUAGUCCUCGAGGGAAUCCAGGAUCCAGGUAACCUUGGUACAUUACUCAGAUCAGCUUUGGCAUUGGGAUGGGCGCAUUUUAUCCUGAACACCCAGUAUACAUUAUUAGCAAACCUCCAUUCUGUGCUUUUCAAGGUUGUUGUGAAGUCAUUUCAUUCACACAAUGACAUCAGUUACAUUGAACUCAAAUGUUUCCCUCCAAUGUUAUCAUCAUGGUGGACCAUUAUUUGAAACUUUUGAGUAUAUUUUUCUCUCAAUUCACCUAUUAGUUGCAAUAAAAUGGAUGCAGUCAUUGCAUUUUACCUAUUCGUUGUCUGAACUGGAGGUAAUAUCAUGCCUUCAUGAAACGAAGCCUUUGGACAAAUUAUUACAUCCUAUGCAUUCCUUAGAAUUGAUUUUUCUUGUCCACUGCUUUCUCAAUUCAUAAUUGAAAAACUGAAGGGCUAAUAUCGAUGGUGAUAGACAACAGGGUGGUGUGUUCUUACUUCCCGGUUGUUGUGAUCCAUUCAAUAGUAAAGUCCUCCGAGCUAGCCGAGGAGCGUCCUUUCAGAUCCCCAUAGUUUCCGGCAGUUGGUAUCAUCUUGAAGCUCUCAAAGAUGAAUACCAGAUGAAG